Messenger RNA from Momordica charantia (bitter melon), 2001 nucleotides. Its product is annotated as zinc finger protein CONSTANS-LIKE 14. Gene Ontology annotation, molecular function: protein binding; zinc ion binding. NCBI's taxonomy places the organism in Eukaryota, Viridiplantae, Streptophyta, Magnoliopsida, Cucurbitales, Cucurbitaceae. The record is from RefSeq and is a predicted model, not a curated record.
UGACGGAAAAGGGCAUGAGACGAGCCGCAGAUCUGCCGCUCUCUUCCCCUUCAGGAUAUUCUGGCGCUACCGGCCAAACGCCAAUUUGAGUUCUCUUCCUGAAGAAGAAAAAAAGCUUCAAUCAAUCAAUUUUCACUUCACAGCCGCCGAUUAAUCAAUCUUCUCAGAUUUAGGGUUUCUUCUGGGAUCUCCGCCGGCGACGAGAAAUGGUCUGUUCGAAGUCCAGAACUGGGGAGAGCGUCCCCUGCGAUUUCUGUAACGAGCAGGUCGCAAUUCUUUACUGUAGAGCUGAUUCCGCCAAGCUCUGUUUGUUCUGCGACAAGCAUGUUCACUCCGCGAAUUUGCUCUCUCGGAAGCAUGUUCGAUCUCAGAUCUGUGAUAAUUGCAGCUCUGAGCCGGUUUCGGUUCGGUGUUCGACGGAUAAUCUGGUGCUCUGUCAGGAGUGUGAUUGGGAUGCCCAUGGGAGUUGUUCGGUCUCCGUCGCGCACGAUCGAGCCCCGAUUGAGGGCUUCUCCGGAUGCCCGUCGGCGCUCGAGCUGGUUUCGUUGUGGGGCUUCGAUCUUGGGGAUAAGAAGCUGGAGGAAUCCGAGAUGUUGGUGCAGAAUUGGGGCUGUUCGCAGGAUUUGGUGAUGCCGGUGGAUUCUUGGGCGUGUAGGGCGACUGCGACUGCGUUUCACGACCUCAUUGUUCCGAAUGAGAACGCCUUUCUUUUUGCGAAUCUCAGCUGUACGGAUGCUGCUCCGAUGGUGAAGAGGCAGAGUCCGAGCUGUGGGAAGCACAAGCAAGUGAUAUACAAGCAGUUGGUUGAGCUGCUUAAGCGGGAUUUUGAGGGCGGUGAGGAAGGUGAUAACCAUGAAGAUAACAAUGGCGAUGGAGAUGCAGGUGGGGAAGAUGUUGGAAUGGAGAAUCUGGUGCCUGAAACAGGGAAUGGGGUUUGUUAUUGGCAGGAAAAUUUGGAAGCUCGUCGAAUUGAGAAAGGGGAUGAUGGGGUUUUUGUUGAUGCUGCUCCUCAGCAACCACUGCCGCAACAAACGUCAUUUACGUCUCUGCUAACGAUGCCGCCCCACAUGGGCUUGAAAGAUAGUGAGCGCGUUGUUGACGGAACUGGUGGAUGGGAUACUAAUCCAAAUCGUCAAAACAUUCAAAUUUGGGACUUUCAUUUAGGACGGUUAAGGGGACACAAGGAUUCGAAUUCAUUUGAAGAUGCCUAUGGCACGGAGAACAUGGGAUUUACAAUUAAAAAUUUUGGUGAAUUUUUGAAAGAAACGUCUCCAUCAAGCCCGAAGUUGGGAGGAGAAACCUAUCAGAUCAAUUGCUCUAGUACACAUGAAGACAUGCCAUCAUUCAAUAGUAAUGUCAAUAACGCAACACUAAGUCAGGGAGCAGCGACAUGUGAGAGUGACAACCUGCCUAAUGGUACCGCCUACAGCAAGUUGAAAGGUGGUUCUAAAAACGCACAGCCAAUGGAACAAUCUGUUCUCAUAAGAGGAGACGGUAUAAGGUCAGCAUCGACAACCAAGGCCAAUUUGGAGCUUCUGGCGCAGAACAGAGGGAACGCAAUGCAGCGUUACAAGGAGAAACGAAAAACUCGAAGGUAUGACAAGUACAUCCGCUAUGAGUCAAGGAAGGCGAGAGCGGAUACGAGGAAGCGAGUCAACGGUCGGUUUGUGAAGGCUAGCGAGGCCCCUGUUUCUUGAUGGUGAGGUUCCAGGGUUGAAAGUAGGUUUUUGUUUCUCUUGCUGUAGUUCUGUGUGUAUAUAUUUUGCCAUUCCUUUCAUUCCACUUAUAUUUUGUAGCAGCGUUUUUAACAGGUGCAAAGCACGUGAUUUAAUUAUCUUCUCUUUUUCUUAGAGAGAGAGAGAAUUUAUGUUAUGCUUAUGCAUUAUAUAUAAAUAACGUAAUUAAGUCGAGGAAGUUAUUUAAGUUAAGUUAUAAAUUUAGUUUUUAAACAGUGAAGAUUGAGUUUGUUUAGUCUCUAAAUAAUUAAAUUUUUUCUAAUCA